UAGGAAAGUGCAUCACACCAGCUGAGGUUAUGAACAGACGCUGCUGUGGUGGUCAGUAAAUGGAAACCUGGCAACCCCAUUACACUAUUUCUGCAGUGUAAGCAUGUGUAAUGAAGAGGUUUCCUUCCACAGCAGGAUGAAGUUAAGAGUCUUUACACUCUGUUGGAAUACAUAGAAGACGGGGGCUAGUUUUCUUUGGGAUUAUAAGAAGUUUGAUGGGAAAGACAUUCUACCAACCGCUUAUCUCCUGAGAUCAAGGAAUUCUCUAGGCUCUCCAAAUUGUCCGUCCAUCAUUCAGCUGGAAACCUCUCUCACCAGGAGCACCCGGUUUUGAGCUUGUGUUCUUUUCAGUACUGUACUGCCCCCUGCUGGAGCAAUGAUAAAUCAAGACAUAUACAAACAUUACAAUUACACAGGAAAGCUGGACAAUAGAAACACCACCAAUGGGGUUGAUUUGGGUCCGGAGAAGGUGGUAUUUCUGGUUAUAUCCAGCUUCAUAAUCCUGGAAAACUUGAUAGUUCUGAUAGCCAUAUGGAAAAACCACAGAUUCCACAGCCGCAUGUACUUUUUCAUUGGGAAUCUUGCACUGUGUGAUUUGUUAGCCGGUGUGACAUACACUGUAAAUCUGUUGAUGUCUGGGGAAAAAACUCUACAUCUUUCAACAGAAUUGUGGUUCAUACGUGAAGGAAGUGUGUUCGUAGCGCUGGGAGCAUCCAUCUUCAGUCUGCUGGCUAUUGCCAUUGAAAGGCAUCUCACCAUGAUCAAAAUGAGGCCGUAUGACACUACUAAGAACUACAGAGUGUUUCUGCUCAUAGGGAUGUGCUGGCUGAUCGCUGUGGCUCUCGGAGUGCUGCCCAUCCUGGGCUGGAACUGCCUGGAAAAUCUUCCAGAUUGCUCUGUCAUUUUACCGCUGUACACAAAAAAGUACGUGGCAUUCUGCAUCAGCAUCUUCAUGGCCUUGCUUCUGGCCAUUUCAGUACUGUACACUCGCAUUUACAUCCUGGUGAAGUCCAGCAGUCGCAAGGUGAUGAAGCACAGCAACUCCGAGCACGCCAUGGCUCUGCUGCGGACAGUCAUCAUCGUCGUCGGGGUCUUCAUCGUAUGUUGGAUGCCACUCUUUGUUCUCCUGCUCACUGAUGUGGCCUGCAAGCAAAAACAAUGCUCUAUCCUGCUCAAAGCUGACUGGUUCAUUUCUUUAGCCAUGAUGAACUCGGCUAUGAACCCGGUCAUCUACACUCUUGCAAGCAGGGAGAUGCGACGGGCGUUUAUCGGGCUGCUGUGCGGCUGUUUUGUGACCCCAUGUGUGGUUGGCGGCAAAUCGAAUGGAGAAGGCAGCAGGAGUAAGAGCUCCAGCCAGAUUCAGAAACCAGCCGAAGAUCAAGAGAAACAAGGGAAUGUAGUCACUUAGCCAUCAUGGAGUGUAAUGAGGCAUUACUCAAAGAUCCAUUUUAGUCUAGUGUAUAGCCAUGGAUGUUGGGUUAAUCGUCAGGAGGUCAAGCAGAAGAUAACGUUUUGAAUAAUGUUACAGAAUUGAUCAGGCAGCUAUGGUCAGACCCUUGCUAGCAGAGGAUUUCAUUCCUCAAUGAACCAAAACCAAAACAUACACUAUGUUGCCAAAAGUUUUGGGACGUCUGCCUUUACACGCACAUGAAUGUAAUAUGGAGUUGUCCCGCCCUUUGUAGCUAUAGCAGCUUCAACUCUUCUGGGAAGGCUUUCCACAAGGUUUAGGAGUGUGUUUAUGGGAAUUUUUGACCAUUCCUCUAGAAGCGCAUUUGUGAGGUCAGGCACUGAUGUUGGACGAGAAGGACUGGCUCACAGUCUCCACUCUAAUUCAUCCCAAAGGUGUUCUAUCAGGUUGAGGUCAGGACCAGCCAGUCCUUCACUCGAAAUUCACUCAUCUGUGUCUUUACGGACCUUGCUUUGUGCACUGGUGCGCAGUCAUGUGGGAACAGGAAGGGGUCAUCCCUAAUUGUCCAAAAUAUCUUGGUAUACUGAAGCAUUACAAGUUCCUUUCACUAAAACUAAGGGGCCGAGCCCAACCCCAUGAAAAACAACACCUGAAUUCAAUGAUUUGGAGGGGUAUCCCAAAACCUGUGGCAAUAUAGUGUAUAUUCAAUCAACUAGUCCUAUUCUUCAGUUCUUCAUGAAUACCAUACCAGUAUUGUUAAAGCAUGUGAAUCUACUAGUGAUGAACUUGUUUAUUUUUUUUAUUGUUUUCAAUCUAAAAUCAAAUUCUCCUAACACAGACCUAUUCUGAACUUACACACCAGCCCAGAGAUCUUUCAUGCCAAGGAGGAGGAAACAUUUGGAGUAUUACACCAUGGAAUGAAAAUUUCAUCCAAGUCUUUCAACUAUCCUUUUUUUUUGCUUGUUAUAAAAGUUGCUCUUGUAUGUUGUAUUUUCUUUGCCCAUGAUUAGUUUUUUUUGUCAACAUAAGAGGGCUGACAAAGAAUUCCAGAUGUUGGAGGGGGAAAAAAAGGACAAGUCUGCCUCAAUUCCCCUUCUUUUGUGGCUUCAUUUGAUCUCUAUAUUUUAGCGAAGGAAACAGCAGCUGAAACUGAAAGAACUUUGUUGUACGUUAAAGACUGAAUCCAUGGAGCUGAUACAGAUGUGUCCACAGAAUUAAAUGUUGUCCAUAGCAAAAAAUAGCAACCUUUAAAGUCAGAUCAUCCAAAUUGUACUUACGUUAGACCUGGCUUCACACACUUGUUUCUACUUCUACCACAGUGAUGUCGAACGCCCGACUUCUAAUAUCGUUUCUUUGUUUCUUUAGCAACAACGAAUUAUUCUGUAAGGAAACAUACAGACUUGUCUAUGAGGAAACAUUUACAUAGCUGUUUCGUCUCCAGCGCCAGUGCUUUGUAACAGUCAACAGUUGAAGCUUUCAGACAUGGGAAAGUCUUCAUGAUGGAGGGAUUAUUACAAUCCAGAAAUCGAGAAUGUAUCUAUAAGCAAUGUAUAAAGUGAUGUAGAAUUUUAUUGAAUUAAUACAACUAAUCACCGACAAACUGUGGUAUAAAUGAAAUUAAAUUAAUAACGCUUCUGAAAAACUAAGUCCACCUCCAUCACUGAUUACUUUCCUAUAACAUGCCCCCAAGUGUUUUAUUCUAACAGCCCAUUGGCGUGUGUGAUGUUCUGCUUGUGAUUUCAGGAGUUACUCUGAAAAACAAAUAGUUUCUGACCAUGAUUAGCAUUAAUAUCGCUCUAUAACGUGAGAAUGGAGUUUUGUUUCUGUUACUAUGUGACUUCUUGUUUGAGUUAUGUUUGGAUGUGAGGU
Messenger RNA from Hemibagrus wyckioides, 3277 nucleotides. RefSeq names its product sphingosine 1-phosphate receptor 3. Gene Ontology annotation, molecular function: sphingosine-1-phosphate receptor activity. NCBI's taxonomy places the organism in Eukaryota, Metazoa, Chordata, Actinopteri, Siluriformes, Bagridae. Gene Ontology annotation, biological process: G protein-coupled receptor signaling pathway. The transcript is spliced from 2 exons. The record is from RefSeq and is a predicted model, not a curated record. Bases 377 to 1408 code for a protein of 343 amino acids. Gene Ontology annotation, cellular component: membrane.